Psammomys obesus (fat sand rat) is the source of this 1228-nucleotide messenger RNA. It is a transcript of the gene Depp1, whose product is annotated as DEPP autophagy regulator 1. Bases 137 to 754 code for a protein of 205 amino acids. The record is from RefSeq and is a predicted model, not a curated record. Gene Ontology annotation, biological process: regulation of autophagy. Gene Ontology annotation, cellular component: mitochondrion. The transcript has 2 exons. NCBI's taxonomy places the organism in Eukaryota, Metazoa, Chordata, Mammalia, Rodentia, Muridae.
CAGACAGCUGGGGGAAGAAACCUGAGCAACGCUCUCUCUCCUGACUGUCCUCAAGAGCUAGAGACCUGGCUGUGACUGCCGCCUCUGGGUGCUUCUUUACUCCUCUAGACUCCCGUCUGCUGGGCUACAGCAGGCAAUGAGGUCCCGGCUUCUGCUGCCCGUGCCCCACUUGCCAACGAUUCGGGAAACUUCGGAGGAGUUAUCACAUGGGGCACCUGGACAGGAGCCCCCAAGCUCUCCCAGCCUGGAAGACUAUGUUAGGUCUAUCUGUCAGCUGGCACAGCCCGCCUCGGUGCUGGACAAAGUCACAGCCCGGAGCCGACCCAACAGACCCUACCGGCCGGCCUGGACUAGAGAGAAGAGACCCCAGGCUUCAUCCCUCGGAGACAGCUCCCCUCGCUUCAGCAGCCUCCAGCCCACACUGCCAUCUCCUGGCACUGACAACCCUCUAGACUGGCUCUUCGGGAAGUCCCAGGAACAGCAGACAGAGAGAAGAGACCUACCCAAUGGGACCGGCCCUUCUGAUCACUGGGGUAUGCACAGACUGAUGGACAAGGACAGGAGAGGCCCUUGUGAGGCCAGGGUACCUGAGCACUCUCUGGGAAGAAAAUCAGGGCACAGACGCCAGACCUCCAACCCGAAAAGCUGGACUUGCAGAAGGCCCUGCCAGGCCUUACCCGCCGUCUCCAGCUCUCGCCCCAGCAGCCUCCUCAGCUCUCUGUGUUUGCACCUGCCAGUGAUCCAUGAACUCUAACCCCUCGAGAAAGAUCAUAAAGAAUACGGUGCGUCCUUGUGGCCUCCCCAGCUUCUCUCUCCUGUGGUGGACACUUCCUGGCAGGUGUGCAGGGACUGGGCAAUUCCUCCUCAGACCCAUCCUCUAAAGAGUGAUGGCAGCCCAGCUUUCACGAUGCAACCUACUGUCUAUUUAUGACUGGCUGGCUGGUGACCUUGAAGGGUGACUCAGUGUCUCUAUUUCUUGUUUUUGUUUUUUGUUUUAAUCAUGGUUAAAAUGAGUAUGAGCGGAGUGACCGCCUCCCAGACUGCUUUAAUGAGGAAAUGUGGGCUGUAAUCUGGGUGGCUACAGCAGUCUCAUGUGAAACCAAGGACAAAGGGCCACGAGGGGGGGUCUUGGCUCCCUAAAGCAGUGGUUCCUACCCUUCCUAAUGCGGCGACCCUUUACUGCAGUUCCUCCUGUUGUGUGAUCCCCAACCAUAAAAGUUUUUUUUCA